CAGAAAGAGGCAGAGAGAGACGGAGUGAGAGAGACGAUGACAAGCAAAGACGAAUUUUCUCGAGAUCGAGUUGCGAUUCGCUGCGCCAGAGCUACGAUGCUUCUCUAUUCACUCGCAUCGUCCCGCACAAUCGGUUCCGCCGGCGAGAAGCAGGAAGAAGGAGAGUUGCGCAGAGAAAUAGAGAAUCUGAAGAGAAAGCUUGCCAUGGAGAAGAAUAAGACGAACCGGAUUAAGCUUUGCGGUUUAAUGGAGCUGCUUCUUCACGUCGUUCUGGUACUGUUGCUUUCCACUUUCUUCCUCGUCUUCUUCCUCAGAUCUACUUGAUCCCUCCCUUAGAAUCAUCAGCUUUAGCUAUUUCCAGUUUCAACAGAAACAGUUUCUUAUGUAAAUGGGAUCAUCCUCGCUUUAUCAGACCUCAGUUGCUUAUUAUCUGUAAUUGCUAAAACAAAAUUUCAACCAAAUCACCUACGUCUGUGUUGGAAUCUAUAAGGAUUUUAAAGAGCCU
Molecule: messenger RNA, 505 nt
Organism: Capsella rubella
Lineage: Eukaryota; Viridiplantae; Streptophyta; Magnoliopsida; Brassicales; Brassicaceae
Exons: 2
Coding region: 37-324 (95 amino acids)
Source: RefSeq, a predicted model, not a curated record